Microstroma glucosiphilum is the source of this 1244-nucleotide messenger RNA. RefSeq names its product glutathione S-transferase. The transcript has 3 exons. Lineage: Eukaryota; Fungi; Basidiomycota; Exobasidiomycetes; Microstromatales; Microstromataceae. The coding region runs from base 312 to 1127 and encodes 271 amino acids. The record is from RefSeq and is a predicted model, not a curated record.
GAGGCUUCCUGAUGCUCACUCCUCCUAGAAGGUCCUAUACGGCGCUCUGCUCAACUGCAAUCGACUUGGCCGGAACUCAAGUCGUACUGACGAUCAAUCAGCAUGGCGCUAGUCGCUGCUCUCCACAGAGCGUAAUGACCCGACCGUCGUGGGCGCCUCGGCUCGGACUAAAUCCUCCACUUUUAUGGCUUGUCUCAGACCCUUCUGACAGCCGAAGAUUACCAGGGCCCCGCUUCUGACGCGCGGAGGGCUGAAGCGAAUCAAAUAGUCUACGUUGGCGAGCUGGACCUCCUUGUCCUCCACACCACUCGAUGAUCCUUCCAUCGCUACGUUCCUCGACUCCGUCUCUCUUCCGCAGCUUCUCCACUUCCAGAGCCAGAUCGAUCAUGCAGCCUCUCCAAGUCUACACCGCAGGAACGCCCAAUGGCUGGACCGUGCCCAUCUGUCUCGAGGAGCUCAAGAAGGUCAACCCGGAAUUGAAGUGGGAGAUCCACCCCAUCAACAUCGGUCAGAACCAACAGAAGGAAGACUGGUUCCUUAAGAUCAACCCCAAUGGCCGCAUCCCUGCCAUCGUCGACCCAAACAAUGGCGAUUUCGCCGUCUUUGAGACUUCGGCCAUCCUGCUCUACCUCGAAAAGAAGUACGACCCGGACCAUGUCCUGUCAUGGCCCAGCAGCAACCCUCAGGCGGACAACCUGAGGAGCGAAGUCCUGCAGUGGAUGUUCUUUGCUCACGGCGGUAUUGCAGCUAUGCAAGGCCAAGCUAAUCACUUCCGCAUGCAAGGUCUGGGCGGGAAGAACUACAUUCCUUACGCUCUGAACCGCUACAUCGAUGAGACAAAGCGACUGUAUGGCGUCUUGGACCUGCGUCUCAAGGACCGUGAUUACCUCGUCGGAGAGGGUCGAGGCAAAUUCACUCUGGCCGACAUCCGAGCCGGAGGCUGGGUCUUCUCUCAUGGAUUCGCCGGUAUCCCUCGCAGCGAGGUGCCUGACAGCGUCAACAAGUGGGUAGACCGAUUGUUGGAGAGGGAUGCUUUUGUUGCCGGCCUCAAGACGCCAUCGGAGGGACCCAUCGUGAAGAACGCCAUGGCCAACCGCGACUGGGUUGCGGAGAUGCCCAAGGAGUAAAGUGGGGAACAACAUUGGCGUGCCAUUCUCAGGGGGUGACCAAGAAAAGAAAAGGAUACUGUCGAAGCUCUGGUCGUUUCAGUUGGACUCGCAAUGUCUCGUCUUGUCCUGUCCCGU